Messenger RNA from Scophthalmus maximus (turbot), 2750 nucleotides. RefSeq names its product flocculation protein FLO11. Bases 242 to 2470 code for a protein of 742 amino acids. Lineage: Eukaryota; Metazoa; Chordata; Actinopteri; Pleuronectiformes; Scophthalmidae. Gene Ontology annotation, cellular component: shelterin complex. Gene Ontology annotation, biological process: telomere capping; regulation of telomere maintenance via telomere lengthening. The transcript has 7 exons. Gene Ontology annotation, molecular function: telomeric repeat DNA binding. The record is from RefSeq and is a predicted model, not a curated record.
CACUGUGACGAGGUUGUGCUUCACUUCCGCUGAGCUUGUUUGUUAGGGACCAUAAACACUGUUACACAAAGUUAUUUUAGGGCUGAACAUCAUGAUUCAUUUUGUUAAUCGUUUUUAUCGUUCGUUUCAAGAAAUGGUUAAAAAAGAAAGAAAGUUCUAAACCUCAAGAGGAUGUUUAGUUUCGUCCUCACAUUUCAUUUAGCAGUCGAUUCCUAAUCAGAGGCUCGAACGAUCACGAGAGAUGAGAUCAGUCGCGACUCUGAACUCAUCAAUGUGUCGUCCAGUGGUGGACCCUCAGGACUGGCCCGACGUGGACUCGCAGCCUCUCAGUGUCGAGGACUCGUGGAGGCUCCGCGUCGCCUCCGCCCGUGUGUUUUGCAUCGUGAAGAACAGGGACGUGCGGCACUUUGAAAAGGUCGUGAGCUUCCUGGACGCCACGUACCGACUCCUGCCCCGACUGGUGGCCCCCAUCAAACACAUGAAGAUCCUGUUCGGCCUCAAAACCAUGGUCGUCAUGCGGAUGCUCCGGGAGCGUCGAGGGAUGGUCGACACCGUGUGCAAAAUCUCCCAGUUCUUCCCGAGUAAACUGCCUCUGUAUCAGGAUCAGUGUAACCAACACCAGAUGUUCCUCAUGAGGAAGAACAACAUGGAAUUCAGGACUCUGGCACAAGCUCUGGCGAUGGACGAGGACAAACUCGCAGAUUAUUCUGAGAAUCAGAUGGAGAAGCAGUACGGUGAACACUACGCUCAGAAGGUGGAGGACCGGCUGCUGCACUAUCUGCACCAGCUGGAGGCGGCGUUACCUGGAGACACGUUCGUCGACAAGAUCCUGAAGAAGCAAAGUCCCGUGACCGAGGAGGAGAAGCUGCUGCUGGACGUUAUCACCUCGGACUCUGUCACCAUAGCAACAACUCUGAGGAAGCUGCUGCACUGUGAUUCAGCUUCCUGUCGUCCACGCGUUGUUCCUCCGUCGUCAGAACACGGAGAGACUGAAGAGCGAAGCUCUCCACUCACUCGGUCUGGUCCGCGCUGCAGCUCCUCGAAGGCUCAAAGCCUCGAGUCGCCCGACGGCAAGACUCUGGCGACUCCCCGGGAGUUUCAGGCUGCGCAGGAAGUGUCUGGAGAUGUUGGGAGGCGUCACCUGACGAAUGAGGGCGGCGAGGAGCAGGAGGAGGAAACCAAUGGGAGAAGCAGGGAAGGCGCCUCCUCGCCCCAGUUCUGCUCCAAACACCAGCGAUGGGUGGAGAGCAUCCUGCAGGAGUGUCCCGACGAGUGUUCAGAGGAGUCCUCGUCCCCUCCUCUGUUCCCGUCGUCCUCGUCCACGUCCUCAUCGUCGCAGGACCUCACCCCGUCUGACCUCGUCCCAUGUCCCUCCGGCCAACAGCGUCCUCCCUCACAGACCGGCACCCGUCCUCCGACGGCGGCGGCGGCCCCGGCGCCCGAGCGGUCGAACCCCAAAGACGAGCGGAGCUCUGGGGCAGCGAGCGAUGGCGCUCUUCCUCGGCCCCGGUCCAGAGACUCUCUGCUGCCCGACCUGUUGUCCCCGGUCGUCCGACUGAUCGACAUCGCCUCCGUCAGAAGGAGCCUCCCCACCUUUACACCCCAUCGCGCCAUGAAGGCGUCUGCUUCCGGUCCUCAGCGACCAACCUCUCCUCCUCACUGCUGCACCUCCGUGAACAAAGACUCCUCAGUAGAUCGGUUGGAAAUCGUGGCCCCAACAAAUCCCCCAAACACGACGUGCACAUCUCCUGUAUCUCACGAUGCCUCCGCCACCGCCGGUGGUCAGACACGAACCCGACAGUCUCGUUCCAGACUCUCGAGGAAGCACAGACGGACUCGCGCGACCUCCGGACGUUCACCGACCACCUCGUCCGACUUGGGCGUCUCAGGACCUUCAGAACAAGACGCCUCGACCUCCGAUCCUCAAUCCGAGGCUUCGUCUUCUUUCUCUUCUAACAGGAUCCCUUCAUCUCCCGGAUCAUCUCCACACGUCGUCCCUUCCGACUCAAUCAAAGAUCAACCUCGGACACUCAACGCCAACACCCGACCGCGCUCCGCCGCCGCCGCCUCCUCCUCUACCUUCGACUCUGAACAUCCGGCCGUCGUGUCCGACGCCUGCGCGGCCCGGCCGAGGCUGUCGCUGCCCUGUCAGGCCGCGCUGCUGCGGUCCACGCUGCUGCAGCCCCACGUGGGCCUGAGCCGGCUGAGCGCUCGGGAGUGUGACCGCCUGACGGAGGGCAGAUCCUCGGUCGGGCGCCUGGAGCCACAAGGCAGCGACCGCGACGAGGACGAAAGGAACGCAGAAGAUGAUUCAGAUGCGUCUUUUGACGUGAACAUUCUUUACUCCAGUCAUUCUUCCAGCGGCGACUGCAACGACUCGGCUAACUGCGACCCCGACUACAAACCUUCCACUAAAAAGAACAGACGAUUGUCGGAGGACGAGGCCGCAUGGAGCCUGAAUCAUGUCUGAGAACAUCAUGGAAAGUGUUGGAAUGUGGGAUCCCAAGAGGAGACCUUUUAAACAUAGACAAUCUCUGUAAGGAUUUAUUAAGUAUGUUCUAAUUGGGACAUUUCACAAUGAAGUAUCAAGUUCUCUCUGGUGGACAAACUGAAAUAGUGUUUGUUGUUAAUGUUUCUAAAAUACCCCUGAACCAAAAUACCAGAUUUUUUGUUCUGCAGUUUCUUGUUAUUUAUUGACUGUACACAGAUAAUAACUAUCUGCAUUAAACGUAUAUUUGCUGAUAUACCGA